AUGCCAAGCAAGUUAAAGAAGGCAAUUGCUGCAGUGAAAGAUCAAACCAGCAUUAGCCUUGCUAAAGUUUCCACCAACACUUCCUCAACUCUUGAAGUUGCUGUUCUAAAAGCCACCACACAUGACGAUGUCCCCGUCGAUGAACCUUACAUUCACGAGGUUGUUCAAUUAGCCUCCUCCAAUAAGGCUUACGCGGCUGCCUGUGCUCGUGCCAUUGGCAAACGCAUUGGUCGUACUAGGAAUUGGAUCGUAGCCCUCAAAUCAUUAAUGCUUGUCCUUAGAAUCUUCCAAGAUGGCGAUCCUUAUUUCCCUCGAGAAGUCCUCCAAGCAAUGAAACGUGGUGCCAAGAUUCUCAACCUUUCCAAUUUUCGCGAUGAUUCAAAUUCUAGCCCCUGGGAUUUCACUGCCUUUAUUAGAACGUUUGCACUUUAUCUUGACGAGCGUUUGGAUUGUUUUCUCACGGGGAAACUCCAACGGAGGUGUAAUUACAAUGACCGCGAAAAUUCCAAUUAUUUACGGAGUAGCAGUGAUAGUAGCAGGAGCAGGAGCAGAAGCAGAACAAAUGAGGCGAUACCCGAAAUGAAACCACCAAUGCUACUUGACAAGAUUUCAUAUUGGCAAAGAUUGCUUGAAAGGGCAAUUGCAACAAGGCCAACAGGUGCAGCCAAGACGAAUUGUCUAGUACAAGCUGCUCUGUAUGCUGUGGUACAAGAAAGUUUUGAUCUUUACAAGGAUAUUUCUGAUGGACUUUCUCUUGUUCUUGAUAGUUUUUUUCAUUUACCAUACCAAACAUGUGUAAAUGCCUUUCAAACUUGUGUUAAAUCCAAGAAGCAAUUCGAGGAGAUCAACACGUUUUAUUCGUUAUGUAAAAGCAUUGGUGUAGGCAGGACAUCAGAGUACCCAAGCGUUCAAACUAUAACCGAGGAGUUAAUUGAGUCAUUACAAGAAUUUCUCAAGGAUCAAUCUUCAUUUACAGUGAAAUCUUCAGGAGAUUUGAUUCCUCAAGGACCAGGUUCAAUGAAGUCAUUAAGAAAUAGGUUUGAUAGUUAUGGUGGACAAUCCGAAUUCUCUCUUGCAUGGACUGAACCAUAUUCGGACAGGAGUCCAACUGUUUCUGGGAAUGGUUCGCCUUGUAGUUCACUAGAAGAUUUAAUAAGAGCCACGGUAACAGGGAGGAGCCCGUCCAUUUCAAUCGAUUUGGAAGCCUAUUCGGAUAUUCAAUUCAAGAAGCAAUUUAAUGAAGAUAUGUGUGAUACAGGUUCUGCAAAGUCAUUGCCAGUGUCCAUGAUUGAUCUUGUUUCUCUAUCAGAAGAUAAUGGAAACAAUGACAACGAACAAGAACAAGUACACGACCAGAAGCAACAACCUGUUGUAGAGAAAACGAAAGAACUUAACUCUAAAGAAGCUAAACAAGAACAGAUCCAGGAGAAACAAAAGCCUACAUUGGAUUCAAGUUCAGCCAAAGGAUGGGAAGUUGUACUACAUGAGGCUUUAACGCCAUCAUCAACAUCUUUUAACGCCUUUCCAGUACAAGAAGAACCAAAAGAGGUGUCAAGAAAUGGAACGAAUGUAUCACCUGUUAAGGCUUCUUCAAGCAAUGGUUGGGAUUUGGAAGUAUUUGAAGCAUCCCCACAAACAAAAUCAGUACAACACAUGCCUAAUAAUACUGCUAACAACAUUAACAUCUACGAUACUUCCACAAUUCCAUUGUCAUUGCCAUCUUUCAACGCCUUUCAAGAAAAUCAAGAACCGGAACAAGUAUCAAGAAAUGGUGCAAAUAGUGGUUGGGAUAUGCUAUUAUUUGAAACAACCCCACAAACAACAACAUCACAACCUAUGCCUACUACCUCUAACAACCUUAACAACUCCAAUUCUUCGUACAACUACGAAUUGUAUAAUCAGAAUUCAUCGACAUUGUUUCCAAAUAGUGGCCUAAAACCAAAUUCUAAUAUGAAUAACUAUAAUCAAAUUCCAGUAAAUGAACCAACCAACCAUUACAAUCCAUUUUUACAAGACACAUCGACAGAGCAGCCUGCAACGCCAAAUAUGGAUACGAACAUAGGUGCAAGCAUGUUCUCAUCAACACCUUUGCCUACAUUUCAAGCAACACCAACAUUUAGUGGUGAGAAUUCUUCAUCAGCAGUGCAGAGUGAUUUGAAUUCCGAUCCAUUUGGGACGUUUCAGAGUAGUGAUCAGACGUUAAAUGGCGUAAUGAAUCAGAAGGAUUUUUCGGUUGAACAACAGUUAUGGUUACAGAACCAAAACAAGAUCAUAGCUAAGCAUAUGUCUUAAAAUUUGCUUCUGUCAGCUUAGAUGCUACUUUUGAUCUUUAAGUUUCCCUUUUUGCUUCUAUUCUUACUUCUAUCUUGCAAUUUUCACUAUGACAUUGUUCAAUCUGCUUUUUCCAUGUUUCUGAGUUUUAAUUAGAAUAGUAAAUUUGCAUGACAGAAAGUAAAAAAAAAAUUAAACUACUGUCUGAAGAGGGAAGAUACAAACAUUC
Solanum dulcamara is the source of this 2500-nucleotide messenger RNA. RefSeq names its product clathrin coat assembly protein AP180-like. Gene Ontology annotation, biological process: vesicle budding from membrane; clathrin-dependent endocytosis; clathrin coat assembly. Bases 1 to 2292 code for a protein of 763 amino acids. The transcript has a single exon. Gene Ontology annotation, molecular function: phosphatidylinositol-4,5-bisphosphate binding; SNARE binding; 1-phosphatidylinositol binding. The record is from RefSeq and is a predicted model, not a curated record. Lineage: Eukaryota; Viridiplantae; Streptophyta; Magnoliopsida; Solanales; Solanaceae. Gene Ontology annotation, cellular component: clathrin-coated pit; clathrin-coated vesicle.